AUGAGUCGACAAUUUAGUUCCAAGUCUUUGUGCCAGAGUGGAGGAGGCUUCAGCUCUGGCUCUGGUGUUGUCAGCUCUCCGUGCCGGACCAGCAGCAGCUCUGUGCGCCGUAGUGGAGGAGGUGGUUGGAGAUUUUCAAGCUGUGGUGGUGGAGGUGUUGGUGGCGGUGGCUUUCAAAGUCGGAGUCUUGUUAGCCUUGGUGGCAGUAAAAGUAUCUCCGUAAGUGUGGCUAGAGGAGGUGGACGUAGUUAUUUCGGUGGUGGUUAUGGCGGUGGCAGCUUUGGUGGUGGUGGCUUUAGUGGCAGUUAUGGCAGUGGUGGACGUUUUGGUGGUGGUGGUUUUGGCUGUGGAGGUGGUUUUUGGCCUGUCUGUCCCCCUGGUGGCAUUCAGGAAGUCACCAUCAACCAAAUCCUUCUGCAGCCCGUCCUUGUGGAGAUCGACCCUCGGAUCCAAGAAAUCAAGUCUCAAGAAAGGGAGCAAAUCAAAUCACUCAACAACCAAUUUGCCUCCUUCGUUGACAAGGUGAUGAGGUUCCUGGAGCAGCAGAACCAGGUGCUACAAACAAAAUGGGAGCUGCUGCAGCAGAAAGACACCUCCAUUAAAAUCUGCACUUUGGAGCCCUUAUUUGAGCAAUACAUCAGCCACCUCAGAAAUAGAGUGGACCAACUGAAGACUGACCAGUCUCUGAAAUGUUUGGAACUGAAGAACAUACAGGACCUGGUGGAGGAUUAUAGGAGGAAGUAUGAGGAUGAGAUCAACAGGCAGACUAAUGCAGAGAAUGAAUUUGUGACCCUCAAGAAGGAUGUGGAUGCUGCUUAUAUAAACAAGGUGGACCUUCAGGCCAGAGUUGACAACUUGCGUCAGGAAAUUGAGUUCCUCACAACACUGUACCAAACAGUAAGUUUUCUAAUAUCAACCAAGUUUACCCACCUGGAGAACCUUUAAGCCUAAACCCACCACUAGCCAAGAAAAUACAGGUGUAUCUUCCA
Molecule: messenger RNA, 989 nt
Organism: Trichechus manatus latirostris (Florida manatee)
Lineage: Eukaryota; Metazoa; Chordata; Mammalia; Sirenia; Trichechidae
Product: keratin, type II cytoskeletal 1-like
Exons: 4
Coding region: 1-945 (314 amino acids)
Biological process (GO): keratinization; intermediate filament organization
Cellular component (GO): keratin filament
Molecular function (GO): structural constituent of skin epidermis
Source: RefSeq, a predicted model, not a curated record